Paramecium octaurelia is the source of this 677-nucleotide messenger RNA. Lineage: Eukaryota; Ciliophora; Oligohymenophorea; Peniculida; Parameciidae. The record is from the annotation of a GenBank genome assembly.
AUGGAAAUGGACAAAGAACCAUAUGACUAUAUAUUUAAAAUUAUCAUUAUUGGAAAUGGAAGUUGUGGGAAAACAAGCAUCUUGUAUCACUAUUUGAAUGGGAAAUGUAAAUAGAUGUUAUGAAUGAGAUUAGAACCAAAGAAUGUUGCCUAGACUGUGGGGGUUGAGUUUUCUUCAAAAAUGAUUUCAAUAAAAGGGAAAUCGAUAAAAUUGCAGCUGUGGGACACGGCAGGUCAAGAGCGAUAUAGAUCAAUUGCAAGAACGUAUUACAGGGGAGCAUUAGGAGCAAUUUGCCUUUUUGAUUUGACAAACGUGGAAUCGUUCUAAAAUAUGUAGCAGUGGAUUAAGGAUGCAAGAGACUUUGCAAGGCCUGAUAUUUGUAUAAUAGCAUGUGGGAAUAAGGUAGAUUUGAUCGUAUGCAAUUUAUAUUAAAAAAGGAAUAAAGAAGAAUUACUGAGAGUUAGGUAUAAAAAUUAGUGAAAGAAUAUUCAAUUGAUUCUUAUUUUGAAACGAGUGCAGUAACAGGGGAGCAAAUAGAGAAUAUGUUUUUGACAUUAUCAGGGAAAUUAGUUUAAAGGAUAGACAAUGGGUUGAUUGAGAAGAACGAUUUAAAACCAAUAUUAUUGGCUACACAUUCCUCAAAGGAAGAAGCGAAAGAAUAAACUUGUUCUUGUUGA